AUGAGUAAUACUUGGAAAAAUCCAAGUAGCAGCAAUUAUAAUAACACAGCUAGAGAUUCAUGGCCUCAAGAGAGCUCAGGAACGAGAGAAUUACCCAAUGACGAAGAUAUUCGAGGACCGAAACAAGAACCAAUUCCUGAUAAAGAUAAUUGGAAUUUAGGAAGACCAUCGGCAUCCACUGACGAUGAAUGGGUAACGAAUAAAUCAGCUCCCGAAAGUGGUUGGGGAACACGAACCUCUAGUAAUGAUAAUUGGGUACAAUCUUCAACCCCUCAAGAUGGUUGGGGACCACAGGUUCCUAAUGAAGGCAAUUGGGCACAGGCUUCAACCUCUCAUGAGGGUGGUUGGGAAACACAAGGAGCGCCAGUAAAAGUUGAUUGGGCGAAUAAACAAGAAAAUACUUCCACUGAAGAUGUGCUUAUAACCAGUCAAGUAGAGGAGGAAGUGCAAUCUGCCUUUGUUGAAAAUGAUGUAAUGAAAGAGGGGCCAACUCCUUCUCAAGAUCAAGAAGAUAAUCGCGUGAUAAAAGCAAGUCCCUUAUAUGACGAUUAUGAGGGUGAUGAAUGGGUAACAAGUGGUGAAAACAAUUAUACAACAAAGCAAGUUCCCACUCCCGAAGAAGAUGAAUGGAUAACAAGCCAACCGUCUGCUUCUUUCAAUGAUUAUAAAAACGAUCAUAUGAUAAAGCAAGCGCCUACUCUUGAAGAAGACGAAUGGUUAACAACCUCGAUUCAUGAUCGUGAAGAUCAAUGGAAAAGACAACGUUUUCGUCACGAAAGUAACGGUUGGAAUAGAAAAAGUCCGUCUGAAGAUAAUCGUGUAUCUAAAAAAUUUGAUACAUAUAAAGAUUCAUGGGGUGGUAAAGGCCGCUCUGAAGGCUCAUGGGAAGCAAAGAAAAAUGGCGCAAAUGAUGGAUCUUCCUUAAAGUAUACUAGCACUCGUGCCAGAUCUGUUGAUCAACCCUCAAAAGUUACUUUAAAUAAUCCAAUCGAUACGUUAGAGAUAGAACCUGAUGAUUUAUCUACUCUUGCUAUGCAGGAAGUAAUCCAUAAUUCUUUUACAACACUACAAAUUAAAAAGCAGCAUAACGAAUAUAACCAAUUUGAAGAACAUGACUUAAAUGAUAAUUCAGAUCAACAUUAUAUUCAACAGCACACAUCAGGAUCCAAUAAUAAAAACGAUAAUUUGGAACAAGCAGAGUCUUCGUUCGCUACCAAUUAUCAAGAGCGGCCGGGCAAAGUGUUUCGUGAUGUAGGAGUUCAAACUGAUCCGAUUGAUUUAACAUCACUCGAAGUGCAUUUAAAUAGUAUUGAUCCCUCAAUAAUGAACAUUUUGCGCGAAAAGUUGACUUCAUAUGGUGUUGGGCCGAUCAAAAAUAUGUCAUCAAUAGAAGCUUUUGGUUCAAAAAAUACGUUACCUUUACCUGCAUUAUCGACGCAAAAUAAUUCGACAAUAGAUAUUGAACCGAAUGAUAUUGUCAAGUUUGAGCAAAUAAAAGUCUACGUCUAUAAACCGGAAGAUUCGUUUGUUAAGCAAAAUAAUCCGGGUAAUACAUGGAGUGCACCUACAGAAAAGCCAACUAAUUUAGGUCAAUGGGGUACUUCUACACAAUUAUCGAAUGAAAAUGAAAAUGCUGAAUCAAAAUUGAACGCUCCUUCAAAUGAACCGCCACAAAUGAUUUCUAAUACGUGGAAUGCACCUACAGUAAAGCCAACUAAUUUAGGUCCGUGGGGUGCUUCCAUGAAAUCAUCGAAUGAAAAUGUUGAAUCUAAAUGGAACGCUCCUUCGAAUGAACCAUCACAAGUGACUUCUGAUACAUGGGGUGUACCUACAGAAAAGCCAACUAAAUUAGAUCCAUGGGAUGUUUCCAUAAAAUCGUCGAAUGAAAAUGUUGAAUCUAAAUUGAACGUUCCUUCAAAUGAACCGUCACAAGUGACUUCUAAUACAUGGGGUGUACCUACAGAAAAGCCAACUAAAUUAGGUCCGUGGGAUACUUCCACAAAAUCGUUGAAUGAAAAUGUUGAAUCCAAAUUGAACGUUCCCUCGAAUGAACCGUCACAAAUAACUUCUAAUACAUGGGAUGUACCUACAGAAAAGCCAACUAAAUUAGGUCCGUGGGAUACUUCCACUAAUGAAAAUGUUGAAUCCAAAUUUAACGUUCCUUCGAAUGAACCGUCACAAAUGGUUUAUAAUACAUGGGGUGCUCCUACAGAAAAGCCAACUAAUACAAUUAAAGAUAGCUCAGGUCCUUCGUAUGAAUCAGUACGAAAAAAUGUAGAUCCUUGGGAUGUGAAACCGUCCAAUGAGCUGCCACAAAUGACAUGGGAUGCACCUACAGAAAAGCCAAUAAAUACAAUUAAAGACAGUUCAGGUCCUUCGUAUGAGACAUCACAAAAAAAUGUAUAUCCUUGGGAUGUGAAACCGCCUAAUAAUUCGUCACAAAUGACAUGGGGUGUGCCUACAGAAAAGCCAACAAAUACAAUCAAAGACAGCUCAGGUCCAUCGUAUGAGACAGCAGUAGAUUCUUGGAAUGUGAAACCGUCUAAUGAACCGCCCCAAAAGACAUGGGGUGCGCCUACAGAAAAGCCAAUAAAUACUAUUAAAGAUUCAGGUCCAUCGUAUGAGAUAGCACAAAAGAAUGUAGAUCCUUGGGAUGCGAAACCAUCUAAUGAACCACCGCAAAUGACACGGGGUGCACCUACAGAAAAGCAAAUAAGUACAUUUAAAGAUAACUCAGGUCCAUCGUAUGAGACAGCACAAAAAAAUGUAGAUCCUUGGGAUGUGAAACCUUCUAAUGAGUCGCCACAAAUGACAUGGGGUGCGCCUACAGAAAAGUCAAUAAAUACUAUUAAAGAUUCAGGUCCGUCGUAUGAGAUAGCACAAAAGAACGUAGAUUCUUGGAAUGCGAAACCGUCUAAUGAACCGCCACAAAUGAUAUUGGGUGGGCCUACAGAAAAGCCAAUAAAUACUAUUAAAGAUAACUCAGGUUCAUCGUACGAGACAGCACAGAAGAAUGUAGAUACUUGGGAUGUGAAACCGUUUAAUGAACCACCGCAAAAGACAUGGGGUGCGCCUACAGAAAAGCCAACAAAUACUAUUAAAGAUAACUCAGGUCCUUCGUAUGAGGCAGCACAAAAGAACGUAGAUCCUUGGGAUGCGAGACCAUCAAAUAAGCCGCCGCAAAUGACAUGGGGUGCGCCUACAGAGAAGCCAACAAAUAUAAUUAAGGAUAGUUCAGGUCCUUCAUAUGAGACAGCACAAAAGAGUGUAGAUUCUUGGGGUGUGAAACCGUCCAAUGAGCCACCACAAAUGGAAUGGGGUGCACCUACAGAAAAGCCAACAAAUACUAUUAAAAAUAACUCAGGUCCUUCGUAUGAAACAGCACAAAAGAAUGUGGAUCCUUGGCCGUCGCAAAAGACAUGGG
Messenger RNA from Scutellospora calospora, 3424 nucleotides. The record is from the annotation of a GenBank genome assembly. Lineage: Eukaryota; Fungi; Glomeromycota; Glomeromycetes; Diversisporales; Gigasporaceae.